AUGGGACGUGUGAAGAGCUACAACACCCGGAAGGGUUUUGGCUUCAUCAUGGUCCCGGAGUUCCCACGGGACGUCUUUGUCUACAACUCCCACCUCAUUGGUCGUAUAGGUUUGCUGCCCGGCGAGCCCGUGCUGUUCGACCUCGUCGUGGAGGGAGGCCGCCCCCAGGCACGAAACGUCAAGGUGACCGGCGAUGCGACCCCGGUAGAGCAAGAGAACUCGGCCGAAAACCUGGCGACCAUUAAGAAGGUGAUUGCAGAGCAGAUGCCGCACCUGCAGCCAGCACCUGGAGGUCAGUCCAUGCGAGACUACACGCUGGCGAUGGCAGCGGCAGCAGCUGAGGUGCCAACCACAAUGCCAGCGGGUGCGCAAGCGAAGAGUCCUGAGGAGUUGUUGAAAGAGCAGAUCCGGAAGGACGUAAGUCGGAAGUCGGAAGAAGAGCGGACUGUUUGCGUGGCCGCAUGCGGACCGCGUCUUGCGCGCGCCAUGCGGCCCCUAGGCAGCAAGAUCAAGGUGGUGGAGUUUCCCGCCCCAGACGUCAAUGGCUGCCGGGAGCUUGGCGCGCUUGGCAGCGGGAAGCGCCCGGAUCGGAGCGAGGCGGCUGCAAGCUCCUCAUCGGCCCUGCCCGAGCCAGUGCCCGUGGCGCGAUCUGCGGCGAAGCCUCUGAUCCGUCAGAAAGAAGCGCGAAGGAAAGCCAAAGCCAAGGCGCCAUUGUCAGUGGCUGAACGUCAAGCGAGAAACAAGCGCCUGGCGAAACAAUAUCAGGAAGAGCGACUUCGAUCAGCCUUUGGCAAGUCCAGAAAUGAGGAUGGAAACCAUAAGAGGCAUUUGAUUGCAGAAGAGUUUCGGGAAGACCCGCAAGAAGUGGCGCCGACCCGCAGCAAAGUGAACAAGAUGGAGGAAAACGUCCAGUCGUUGGCCAAAAAGCCGGAUGUGCAGAUGUCAGACCUUCUCCUCAAGGUGCUUAACAACAUGAAAAAGAAGUGA
Messenger RNA from Durusdinium trenchii, 987 nucleotides. The record is from the annotation of a GenBank genome assembly. NCBI's taxonomy places the organism in Eukaryota, Dinophyceae, Suessiales, Symbiodiniaceae.